Messenger RNA from Clonostachys rhizophaga, 399 nucleotides. Lineage: Eukaryota; Fungi; Ascomycota; Sordariomycetes; Hypocreales; Bionectriaceae. The record is from the annotation of a GenBank genome assembly.
AUGACGACCAUCCUUCCUCCCUUCUCUCCGAGGCAUAUCCCGCCCCUCUUCAUUGCUACCGCGUUCACCCUGGGUGGCCUGCUUCCUCUCUGGAACCCCGCCCGAGCCAUCCGCGAGUACGGCUUGCCUGAGCGGGUCGCGGAGUCUCCAACAGCACACUCACCUUUCGCUGCCUAUGGCUCCAGGACCACCAUCAUAGGGGUGGUCAUGUGGACCCUGUACAUUCGUCGCGAGUACCGAUCGCUCGAUACGGUCAUGAGCUUGCUUUUAUUCGCAGGUGGUGUAGACGGGUAUCUUUGCUGGAAGGAGGGCGUGCCAGGUCGUGGCUGGUUUAGGUUUCUUUCCAGCGUUGUGUUUGGCGUCUGGGGUCUCGCGGGACUGACAGGAGGAAUGAAUUGA